AUGUCAUCUGAGACAUUUAAUUGGGUCCUGGCCCGCCACGGGGGGGAGCGAACAGCAUUCCUGCGCUGCCCGCCUGCGCUCUGCGCUCCAGCAGCUCAACCGCGUGGCUGCAGCCUGUGGAUAACCAGCAGACCCUCAUCUGCAUCCCGUCAAAGUUCGCGUCAGUGUGUUGGAAAGCAUUUAUUUUACUCGACACAAAAGGAAGGAACGUCUCCGGUUAUACGCUCCGUGAAGGUGGAGGACUUAUUUUGUGCCAUCUUUGUUGGAUUUACGCAAAAGGCGCAACCGCGACGGAACCCGUGAGGAGACGCUGCGGAGCUCAUUCAACCCUCCGGACGGACGGAUCUGUUUGGAUCAGAACUUUAGCGUUCGGGAUUUCUUGAUUUGGCUCCGUGCUGCUUUUGGGAUAAAUGAUCACCGCAACCCGAAGAGUGUCUCCUGAUAAAUCUGAAGUUAGAAUCGCCUUCAGCCUCAGUGACUCGUCAGAUGUAAAAGAUGUUGAGAACCUGUCACAGAACUUCCCAGAUCUUGAGCAUCGUUUACAGCCUGUGCCACCUUGUUUACCCCUGAAGGAGAGCGUUCAGGUGUACAAGGAACACUGCAGGAUGGCGAGGGAGUUCCAUCAGGUCAAACAUGAGAUCGCUGUUCUUGAAGAUCGCAAGCGUAAAUUGCUGGCGGAGCUGGUGGAGGAUGAAAAGGUUGCAGUGGAAAUCGCCCGUCUAGAGGAGGAGUUCCGACGCCUAACAGAGGAGAACCACACUUUGGUGAUGGUCCACAGGGAGCGCACUCAGCAGUUGGAGAGGCUCUGCCCGACCAAUCAAACGAGGCAGGACUCCUCAUGACCUUUUUUUACCCCCGCCCUCCCCUAGAUCCAAUAACCACCAGACUUCCAGCUGACACCGAGCCCAAACAACCAGAAACACAGGAAUCGGCUGCAUGAAUCAGCUAAUUACAGAGAAAGAAGUUGUGUGUGUUCUUCAUUAGUCAUUCGCUGGAAGCACAGACGUACCCAUCAUCACUGUGAGGUAGUUAAGCUGAUCCUAGCGAGCAGUGACACAGUUCUGGGUGCUGCUGUGUUUGUAACCUUGCUUCCUGAUUGUUACUGCCUAACUGUAGUCAUGCUCGGUCAGUGCUCGUGAUCUGAUCUUCUCAGGUCAUGUUUCGCUGUUUAUCUGAGGGAACCAAAGGUGGUGUGAUAUGGUCCAAAAGAUGUAUUUUAAGAAGAUUUAAGCCCCUUCUUCCUCCUCACAGACAAGUGUUUAAAUAGAGUGAAAUAUCUGGAACUAUUCAAGAUGAACGAUAACAAAUUAUGUUUGAUGAAUGAUCUGUUUUACAGUCUCUGCUGCAACACAUAAGAGUUGUACAUUAUUAUUAAUACUUUGAUGGUUUUCUGGUGUUUAACUGUAGAUAGGGAAGUAUACAACAAGUCAAAAAUGGCUGCGUAUUGUCCUGGUCUGAUAAUAAAAGACGUUUUGAUGUAAAA
Nothobranchius furzeri (turquoise killifish) is the source of this 1483-nucleotide messenger RNA. RefSeq names its product map3k7 C-terminal like (gene map3k7cl). Lineage: Eukaryota; Metazoa; Chordata; Actinopteri; Cyprinodontiformes; Nothobranchiidae. The record is from RefSeq and is a predicted model, not a curated record. Gene Ontology annotation, cellular component: cytosol; nucleus.